UGUAGAUGCAAUUCAAACAUCAACGAAGAAAAGACCCCCUUACUCCCCUCCCUAGCAGCUUUAUUAUUAACCUCCACACGGGGUCAUUUAGGUUAUUUUUUAAAAUUCAUUUAACAAAUCCCUUUAUGAAAAUGUCUCCGCUGCUGCUCAGGGCCUUCGUGAACGAGCGGCUCACGGCGGUGCUCGGAGAAAUCCUGGAGGUUUUCGAAGGAGCGAUCGCCAAAUACGAAGAAGAAGCGUCCAACUCCAAGCAGGAAAUCGAUCGGCUACAAGCUUUGCUGCUGGAGCUGCAGAGCCAGAGGACAGACCUUCCUCAGACCAAAGACCAAACGCCUUGUGAGUCCCAGCUCCGUGAGGGAACCCAGUGGAUCCCGGAGCUUCACCACAUUAAAGAGGAAGACCGCGACGAGCUCUGGGCUGCUGAUCAGGAGGAGCAACACCAGCCAGGCGUCGAUGAAGACGCCUUAAAUCUUCCUCAAGCUUCUGUCGGGGAGGAGCUUGAGCAGGAAGAUGCAAAACCACCCGGGCAUCGUUGGACUCGAAACUCCGAACCCGACGAGUUUCAGGAGCCCCAGGAAGUGAAGCCGGCAGAGGUCAAACCUCAUCCACAAGACGACGCUGCGGCCGUUUUUCCACCUGACCUAACAGAACAGGGCCAGUCUAGCUUCGUCUCGCCUAGAGACUCGGAUUCAUCCCACCUGAACUCACCCGGAGCCGACUACCGGUGCUCUCUGUGCGGCAACUCCUUCCCCUCCAGCCACCUCCUGAUGAACCACGCCUACCAAGCCCACUCCAGGGACGUCGGCGUCCUGUGCGCCGUGUGCGGCGGGACCUUCGAGUCCGCCGAGAGCCUCGACGUGCACCGCAGGUCCCACGAGAACUCCAAGUGCUGCCCCCUGUGCGGAAAGCUGUUCAGGAGCACGACCUCGCUGAAGGAGCACAUGGCGGGCCACGCGGGGCUGAAGCUGCACCGCUGCCACGUCUGCGGCAAAGAGUGCCGGCGCAAGGGGGACCUGAAGAUCCACAUGAGGAUCCACACGGGCGAGAAGCCCUUCCGCUGCUCGCUGUGCUGCAAGAGCUUCACCCACAGCGGCCACCUGAAGAAGCACAUGAGGAGCCACACGGGAGAGAGACCGUACAGGUGUGACGUCUGUGGGAGGGGCUUCCUGCAGAGCGGCCACCUCAAAUCCCACCUGGGCACCCACGCUCAGAAAAAGUGAAGGGGCGUGUUUUAUGAAGACUGUAUUGAAGGAGCAACUUGGUGACAAUUUAAGUUUAAGUUUUUGUUUUAUUAUUGUUUUUUUUACAGUCAUAAAGAUAUUUAUAUUUGCUGAUUUUAUAUAUAUUUAUAUAUAUAUAAAAUUAGCAAUGUAUUUAAUUAAUCUUAAUUAUUUCAGUUCAGAUACAAAGUUUGUGAAAUUCCUUUUAUGUCAUCAGAAUAGCUAGUUACAUUUAAUAAUAAGCCCGGAUAUGAAAAGUCCUUAGCAAAACAAAGAGACCUUAUUUUUUAUUCUUAUUUAAAGAGUGUUGUUUAUUUAAGGGUCCCUGUUAGUAUUUAUCAUAGUGGAGUCUAUUCUUCACACUACACACAUGACAAUAAAAUCAUACUUUUACAAACAUUACAAAAAAAGGCAUAAUGAAAUUCUUUGAGAUACAAACAAAAUCAAAGUACAAAAUUCAAAUCAACCGUCUCAACCAUUGUUACAUUUUACAAACAUUACAAAAGGACCAAUAAAACCCACAAACAAAAUGAAAAUACAAAAUAUGAGUACCGGUAAUUUGAAAGAUAUUUUAUAGACAAACAAUAAUCUUCCCUUCUAGUGUUUUCUGUGUUUAUUAUUAAAAAAAAACACUAAAUGUGCACACAUCCAUGCUGGUAGGAGAAAACGAGAGCGAGGAUUUGGACAAUCAGAGCGAUCUCAGCGAUGAACUAAUCUCUUUAUUUGAACUCAUAAUCACAGAAGGCCGGGUUGGUUUGAAUACAUAUUUUCCCUCUAAUAAAUACAAAUCAUUUUUCACGGCGCCGUGGUGAUUGGCAAACUUUCCCAAUUACCACAGUAACACUUUGUCGUGCAAGUUAAGGUUUGUUGUAUUUGGCAACUUUAACAUUCAUCAGUUUUAUUUUGGGUUUCCUGUGUUAUCUUUUUACUUCUGUUAUGUCCUGUUAUUUUCUGGUACGAUUUUGAGGAAUACCAAAAAUAAACAGUUUUUAAUUGUC
Gambusia affinis (western mosquitofish) is the source of this 2218-nucleotide messenger RNA. Its product is annotated as zinc finger protein 16-like. The transcript is spliced from 2 exons. Gene Ontology annotation, biological process: regulation of transcription by RNA polymerase II. Gene Ontology annotation, molecular function: RNA polymerase II cis-regulatory region sequence-specific DNA binding; DNA-binding transcription factor activity. The coding region runs from base 6 to 1220 and encodes 404 amino acids. NCBI's taxonomy places the organism in Eukaryota, Metazoa, Chordata, Actinopteri, Cyprinodontiformes, Poeciliidae. The record is from RefSeq and is a predicted model, not a curated record.